Molecule: messenger RNA, 2018 nt
Organism: Aspergillus nomiae NRRL 13137
Lineage: Eukaryota; Fungi; Ascomycota; Eurotiomycetes; Eurotiales; Aspergillaceae
Product: Sec1 family protein
Exons: 4
Coding region: 33-2018 (661 amino acids)
Biological process (GO): vesicle-mediated transport; intracellular protein transport
Cellular component (GO): CORVET complex; fungal-type vacuole
Source: RefSeq, a predicted model, not a curated record
AAUCACACGUCCUCAAGUGCUUCCCUGCAGCCAUGGCGCCGUAUCCUGGGUCUGAUGCUGACUAUUUUAAGGACAAAGCGCGUAGGGAUCUGUUGACUCUGCUUGAAGGCGUGCGUGGGAAGAAGAACCUUGUUGUCAGCCAGGAUCUGGCCGGUCCAGUCGGGCUCUUUGUCAAGUUCUCUCUACUCCAAGAGUACGGUGUAGACCGAGUGUUCCUACUGGAGAAUGCCAAUGUGGACUCCUCUCAACGCAAUGUGGUAUUCCUAGUUCAUGCUGAAAAGACACGCCAGGUGCGGACCGUCGCAGACCAGAUUAAACGCCUACAGCGGAAUGGAAAUGUUGAACAUGAAUUCUCUAUAUUCUGGGCCCCAAGACGUACGCUUGUAAGCAAUGCAAUCCUGGAAGAUGCAGGAAUCAUCGGGGAUGUGAACAUCGCAGAACUUCCCGUGUACUUCAUGCCUCUGGAGCAAGAUGUCUUGUCAUUAGAGCUAGAGGACUCGUUUAGCGACUUGUACCUGCACAAAGAUCCAGGCUGUGUCUAUCUGGCUGCCAAGGCCCUCAUGGGUAUUCAGCAGAGGCACGGCUACUUCCCCCGUAUAAUCGGCAAGGGCGACAAUGCACGACGAUUGGCAGAUCUUUUGCUACGCAUGAGAAAAGAACUUGAUGCUGAAGAGAGCUCUGGUCUGACUGACCUCAGCUCCAGGGGGCUCCUCCCAAGCGCAGAUACUGAAAGCCUGAUCAUCAUCGACCGUGAAGUCGACUUUGGCUCUGCCCUUCUCACUCAACUCACGUAUGAGGGCUUGAUCGAUGAAACCGUAGGAAUCAAGCACAACCAGGCAGACGUGGACACAGCCAUCGUUGGUUCAACACCUGCCCCCCAAGCACAAGAAUCUUCCAAAGCCCCACAGCAAACAUCCAAGCAGAGUCAAAAGCGUAAAAUCCAGCUAGACGCCUCCGAUCAACUCUUUAGCCAAUUGCGUGACGCCAACUUCGCCAUCGUCGGCGACAUUCUGAACAAGGUAGCCCGUCGUCUCGAAAGUGACUACGAAAGCCGCCACACCGCGAAGACCACAACCGAACUCCGUGAAUUCGUCAACAAACUACCAACAUACCAACUAGAGCAUCAAAGCCUCCGCGUCCAUACCAACCUCGCCGAGGAGAUCAUGCGAAACACCCGCUCAGACAUCUUCCGCAAGAUCCUAGAAGUCCAGCAAAACAACGCCGCAGGCGCCGACCCAACCUACCAACACGACUCCGUCGAAGAGCUCAUCGCUCGCGACGUCCCUCUCAAAACCGUCCUCCGCCUCCUUUGUCUGGAAUCCUGCAUGGCAGGCGGUCUCCGCCCACGCGACCUCGAAAACUUCAAGCGACAGAUCGUCCACGCAUACGGCCACCAACACCUACUCACGUUCUCUGCUCUCGAGAAAAUGGAGCUCCUUCAACCCCGAUCCUCCGCUACAGCCAUGCUCCUGCCGACAACGGGCACCCAACCAGGCUCCAAAACAAACUAUGGCUAUCUGCGUAAGAAUCUCCGUCUUGUAGUGGAGGAAGUCAGCGAGAAGGACCCGAACGACAUUGCCUACGUAUACAGCGGCUUCGCCCCCCUCAGCGUCCGUCUCGUCCAAUGCGUCCUGCAAAAGCCAUACGUUCUCUCCCUCAUCCGAGGUGGAUCCGUCGCUGCCUCCGCCUCCCCCAGUCCAGCCAGUACCGCGUCCCCAGGCUGGCUCGGUUUCGAAGACGUAGUCAAGAGCGCCCGCGGCGCAACGUUUAGUAUCGUCCAAAAGGGCGAUGACAAGGCGAUCCGUGCCCGGCAAACACUGAGCGGUAACAAUGCUACCAAGACAGUUUAUGUGUUUUUCUUGGGUGGUAUUACGUUUACGGAAAUCGCUGCAUUACGGUUUAUUGCUGAGCAGGAGGCACCGAAGAGGAAGAUCGUGAUCUGUACCACGAGCAUUAUCAAUGGGGAUAGAAUGAUGGAGGCUGCGAUUGAGAAGCAGGAUUUCACGAAGACGGAAUAA